Molecule: messenger RNA, 1089 nt
Organism: Lathyrus sativus (Indian pea)
Lineage: Eukaryota; Viridiplantae; Streptophyta; Magnoliopsida; Fabales; Fabaceae
Source: the annotation of a GenBank genome assembly
AUGAUGCCUCUGCAUGAGUUUUACCGUAUGUCUGAACAAAAAGUUGAUCAUAAAGAGAUAAACAAUUCUCAUACUCUUCCAUCUUCCUCAACCAUAUUGAAUUUCAGCCAUUUUGCAAAACCUGUUGCUAUUGGGAAGGCUAAUCUUCAGAAAAUUGGUUUGUGUUCUUCAAAAUCAGAAAGUGUGGGAGUAAAGAACAAUAGGGCUGAUUUGAAAUAUUUGGAGCCGGAAUCUCAGGAUGCGGAUGUUUCUUCGCCUGCUUGCAAAGAUGUGUCCAAGGUUGAUCGAACUUUGAAUCAAGUUCUUGGUGAAAGUGGUAGAAAUGGUCAAGAAGAUGUCGAAAAAUGUACAAAACCAGCAGAAGUCUCUUCUUCUGUUAGCUCGGACAACGGCGCGUAUAGAAGUUCAGAUGUCCCAAAUCAAAAUUUGAAGGGAAAAAAUAUAUACUCUGAGGAUUUCGAUUGGCACAGCCACAGUGAAGACGUUGAGGAUGAAUCGGUUGGUAUUAAAAGGACGGCUUAUGGACGAGGAGAUUUUGGCUCGAAGAGAAAUCGUUUGGCUGAAGUGCACAAUCUAUCUCAAAAGAAGCGAAGAGACACGAUCAAUGAGAAGAUGCGUACAUUGCAAGAACUCAUACCGAAUUGCAAUAAGGUGGAUAAAGCUUCAAUGCUGGAUGACGCGAUAGAGUAUCUUAAAACACUUCAACUACAACUGCGAAUUAUGUCAAUGAGAGGCGGUGAUUUAUACAUGCCGAUGAUGUUACCGGCGGGAAUGCAGCAGAUGCAUAUGUCUCCCUUUUCUCCCAUGGGUUUUGCCAUGCAAACGUGGGUAGGAGCAAGAUCAAAUCCUCAAAUGCUCGGACUUCCUGGCCAUGGACUCCACAUUCCAAUGCCGGGCGCUCCAAUGUUUUCUUUUCCAAUGCCCAAUGUGAACUCGCAAGUUAUGCAAAACAUCAAUGACUGUAACUCGGAAAAUCCAAUGUCUAUCCAGUGUGAAGCAACAAUUGGUCGUGUUUCAUCGACAAAUGACAAAGAAGCUUUUACUCUCAGUAAGGAAGACAACCCCGCGAUUGAUAAAUCUAAUGAGUAA